Molecule: messenger RNA, 1891 nt
Organism: Neltuma alba
Lineage: Eukaryota; Viridiplantae; Streptophyta; Magnoliopsida; Fabales; Fabaceae
Product: chitin elicitor receptor kinase 1-like
Exons: 11
Coding region: 33-1868 (611 amino acids)
Biological process (GO): protein phosphorylation; innate immune response
Molecular function (GO): transmembrane receptor protein kinase activity; ATP binding
Source: RefSeq, a predicted model, not a curated record
AUUUUCUCAUCAUCGUUCCUUUUCAACUCAAAAUGACCAUAAAAGCAAACACCAAAUUCUUGGUUUGUCUUUUGUUUCUUCCUCUGACUCUGAUUCUCAGAGUCGAAGCUUACUGUAACUCUGGUUGCAAGCUUGCUUUAGCUUCGUACUACGUCUGGGAAGGCGCAAAUCUCACAUACAUAAGCCAAAUCUUCGGCCAGCAAAUUUCUGAGAUUCUUAAAUACAAUCCAACAAUUCCCAAUCCGGAUUAUGUUCGGAGCGCAACCCGAAUCAACGUGCCGUUCACGUGCGAUUGCUUGAACGGCGUCUUCUUAGGUCACACUUUCACUUACAAAACCCAGCCUGGGGAUACGUACCGUAAAAUUGCUGAGCAAGAUUUUUCUAGCCUGACGACCGAGGAUUGGUUGGAGAGGGUGAACAUGUAUGAAGCUACAGAAAUACCGGUGGACGUUGGGAUUAACGUCACCGUCAAUUGCUCGUGCGGCGAUAGGCACGUGUCGAGGGAUUAUGGAUUGUUUCUGACGUACCCACUCCGGAGUGGCGACAACUUGCCGGAUCUAGCAGCGGCUACCGGUGUGCCGGCGGGGAUUAUACUGGGGUAUAAUCCCGCAUCCGAUUUCAACGCGGGGAGUGGACUAGUGUUUGUGCCGGCCAAAGAUGACAAGGGAAGCUUUUUACCUCUACAAAUGAAGGGAGCCAUUGCUGGAAUAUGUAUUGGAGCAGUUUUUGGGGUUUUACUAUUGGCACUUGUCCUGUACUUUGUUCUAUAUAGAAGCAAGAAAGUGGAAGAAGCAUCCCUUCUUCCUGCACUAUCUCAAGAUCAGUAUCUUCAUAUUGGACAAGUUUCAGGAAGCAGCUUGGGGAAGGCUUCAGAAUCUGUUGAUGUGGCUUCUCCAAGGUUGACAGGAAUCACAGUGGACAAGUCAGUAGAGUUCUCAUAUGAGGAGCUUGCCAAAGCUACCAAUGGUUUUUCUAUUUCUAAUAAGAUUGGUCAAGGUGGCUUUGGAUCUGUUUACUAUGCAGAGCUUCGAAAUGAGAAAGCUGCAAUUAAGAAGAUGGAUAUGCAAGCUUCAAAAGAAUUCCUUGCUGAACUCAAGGUUCUGACACAUGUUCAUCACUUGAACUUGGUACGCUUAAUAGGAUAUUGUGUUGAGAGCUCUUUAUUUUUGGUUUAUGAGUACAUUGAGAAUGGAAAUUUAGGUCAACAUUUACGUGGGUCAGGAAGAGAACCACUUUCAUGGUCAACUAGAGUUCAAAUUGCCCUGGAUGCAGCAAGAGGACUUGAAUACAUCCACGAGCAUACAGUUCCUGUCUACAUUCAUCGAGACAUUAAAUCAGCAAAUAUUUUGAUUGAUAAGAACUUUCGUGCAAAGGUUGCAGAUUUUGGUCUGACAAGACUUACUGAAUAUGGUAGUUCUUCAUUUCACACACGACUUGUUGGUACAUUUGGCUAUAUGCCUCCAGAAUAUGCGCAAUACGGCGACGUUUCGGCGAAAAUAGACGUAUAUGCUUUUGGAGUCGUGUUAUAUGAACUCAUAUCUGCCAAGGAAGCUGUUGUGAAGACAAACGACCUUGUGAACGAAUCAAAAGGACUAGUUGCCUUGUUUGACGAGGUUUUAGCGCAGCCAAAAGAGGAAGAACAGCUUCGUCAACUUGUUGAUCCCAGCCUUGGUGCUAACUACCCCUUUGAAUCAAUAUGCAAGAUGGCUCAGCUGGCGAAAGCUUGCACACAUGAGAAUGCUCAACUAAGGCCAAGUAUGAGAUCAAUUGUGGUUGCACUGAUGACACUUUCUUCUUCAACUGAGGAGUGGGAUGUUGGCUCCUUUUAUGAAACCCAAGCUAUGAUGCAUUUCAUGGCGGGAAGAUAGCUUCUUCUUCAUUCUAAUCUAUC